GCAUGUUAAAGGUUUCAGUCUCAAUGUUAUUGUUCUUGUAUUUUAUUUGUUUUGCAAUUCCUGAGUCAGUUAAUGGAUAUGAUGAUCUUCAGUUCUACGAGAUCAAGAGCGGAAAUUUCUCCGUCAAUGUGACAAACUUUGCUGCUAGUCUUGUCUCGGUUAAACUUCCAAAUAAACAUGGAAUUUUGACAGAUGUUAUUCUCGGGUAUGACACCGUUGAUGAGUACAAGAAUAAUGACAAAAACUUGGGAGCCGUGAUUGGAAGGGUUGCCAACAGGAUUCGUGAUGCUCACUUCAGUUUAAAUGGAACCCAAUACAACCUUGAUCGUAAUAGCGGCAACAACUCCAUUAACGGGGGCAGCAAGGGAUUUAGUAGAGUUGCUUGGGAGCUGGCGAAGCACAAGCCGGACAGUAAAACCCCAUACAUUACCUUCACGCUCUAUAGCCCUGAUGGCGAUCAAGGUUAUCCUGGGGAUGUUACAGCAAAUGUUACCUAUACCAUAAAUGAGAAUUACACGUUAAGUAUAGACAUGAAGGCAAUCACUGCGAACAAACCAACUCCAAUUAGCAUGGCUACACACGCAUACUGGAACCUUGGAGGCCAAAACAGUGGCAAUAUUUUUUCUGAAAAGCUUCAGCUGUUUGCCUCCAAUAUCGCCGCCAUGGACAAUGAUCUUUUGACAACCGGUAAUAUUACAUCAAUCCUCAAAACAACCUACGAUUUCCUUGAACCCAGUCCUAUAGGAAUAAGAAUCAAUCAACUUCCGAAGCCAGUAAAUUCUAAGAAGCAGAAAGGUUUUGAUACUUACUAUGUAUUGGAUGCCUACAACGACCUUGAGAAAGAUAGGAUGAACAAAGUGGCUGUUUUGUGCGAAGAAAAGUCUGGGAUAAGGAUGGAUCUCAGCUCCAAUGCGCCAGGACUUCAGCUUUAUACAGCCAACAACUUGAAGAACUUGACAGGAAAAGGUGGAGUGGAGUAUAAGCCCUAUGCUGGAGUGUGCUUGGAGACCCAGAGCUUCCCUGAUGCUGUGAAUCAUCAGAACUUCCCUUCCUCUAUUAUCACAAAGGAAACACCCUAUUCUCAGACAAUAUCUCUUUCUUUCUCUACCAACUUGCAGUGCUAGUAUGGCAGGAAAUUAAAGAAAUGAUGAUAUACAUUCUCCAACAUGUUUGCUGUGAUAAAGUUGUAAUCUUACCUUACAGUUGACUUUUGAAGAUAUGUACUCUAUAUUAUUGUUACGU
This is a messenger RNA of Cuscuta epithymum, 1242 nucleotides long. The record is from the annotation of a GenBank genome assembly. Lineage: Eukaryota; Viridiplantae; Streptophyta; Magnoliopsida; Solanales; Convolvulaceae.